GCCACCUUUUUUCCAACGCUUGACUACGGAACCGUUGUUUUGGCAUCUCGAUACUCUCGAUUUGUUUCAAGCUGCAAAAUCUCGAUUGAUCCGGCAUUCCGUCCAUCCUUUUUUUCCACCUUUUGGUGCGCGGUAUUUUCGACAAGUAAUGCCGAAAGCCAAGUAACUCAUUGACGAUAUCAUCGAGUGGUGGCCGGUAGCAUGGGUGGAGGUGAAAAGAAGAGAGGAAAGAAUCCCAGACAAGGCGCUAGUACGCUGUCAAUCCUCACCUUUGCGUGGCUCUACGAAAUAUUCCUCACCGGUUUUCGUCGGGAACUGGAUCUGUCGGAUCUCUAUGAUCCUCUGGGCGAGCACUCGAGCCACAAUGUCGGGGAGCAGAUGCACGGCGAGUGGAAGAGGGAACAGGAGAGAUGUGAAAAUUUGAAUGGCCGGCAAGGUCCAAGCCUCGCGAGAGUCAUUAUAAAAUGCUUCGGAAGAGAAAUCUUCGUUGGCGGGCUUAUCCAAUUUCUAUUGGAAUUCAUCGUAAGAUUAUCCAGGCCGUACAUUCUAUUGGAAUUGUUGCGUCACUCGAGCAGCGGCGGAAAGAACAAGUCGGACUUGCCGGCCAACGAGUGCGCGGCUUACGGCUGGGCUGGGGCGCUGGUGGCCGGUAUCUUCAUCGACUGCGUCGUAUCGCACGUGUGCGUCCAGAGCCUGAUGCACACGGGGAUGAAGAUACGAGUCGCGUGCUCGUCCCUGAUCUACAGGAAAGUGCUCCGAAUGACUUUCACCGCCAACGAGUCGAGCGUCGGCCAGGUCUUGAAUUUGCUGAGCAACGACGUCAGUAGGAUCGAUCACGCGGUGUACUAUUUGCACUACAUUUGGAUGGGCCCUCUGCAAGCUCUCCUGGUAUUCUAUUUUCUCUGCAGGGAAGUUGGCUUUGCCGCGAGCAGCGGUAUCUUGCUGCAGCUGCUCUUUAUACCGCUUCUCGGACUUUUUGGAAGAUUAACGAAUCGCCUGACUAGCAAAUACACGGCCCGAACUGACGAGCGCCUCGUACUGACCAAUGAGAUAAUCAAGGGCAUCAGGGCCAUCAAGAUGUACGCGUGGGAGAAGCCAUUUUCGACACUCGUCGAACAAGUUAGAAAAAAAGAACUGGAGUCGGUGAAAAAAGAGUGCGUAAUAUCGGACAUGAGUUUGGCCUCGGAAUUUUACAUACCCCGGCUUUGUAUCUUCAUGACCGUACUGGCGUACGUAUUGCUGGGCAACGAUGUAAACGCCGAAAAUGUGUACGUCGUCACGGCAUUCUACGAUGUGCUCCGACUGAGCAUGUACACGCUGUUUCCCAUGAGUUUGCACGGCGUAGCCGAGGCACAGGUGUCCCUGAGGCGGGUGCAAAAAUUCAUGCUGAUCGAAGAGGUACCUUGCAUCCCGGGAGCCAGCAGCAGAGGUGAUCCAGAGGCGAUGAUCGAGGUCAGGGGGGCGAGCGCGGCCUGGACUCCCGGCAACCCCGUCCUCGAGAACGUGAGCCUGCGAAUCCCGAGAUCCGGCGGGAGCCUGACUCUGGUGGUGGGGCCCGUCGGCUCCGGCAAAACGAGCCUCCUCCUACUCCUUCUCGGCGAACUGAGGACCACCAGCGGGGAGCUGGGCGUCCACGGCCGAGUGUCCUACGCCCCCCAGGAGCCCUGGAUCUUUGCCGGCAGCUUCAAGCAGAACAUCCUGUUCGGCCGGCCCCUCGACGAGGCGCGCUACGCCAAGGUGCUCGACGUCUGCCGGUUGCGCCGCGACCUCGACAACCUGAGCCGCGGGGACGCCACCCUCCUCGGCAGCAGCGACACCAGCACCGGUGGCGGGACGAGCCUCAGCGGGGGCCAGCGAGCUCGAUUGGGCCUCGCUCGGGCCAUCUACCGCGCAGCCGACAUCUACCUGCUCGACGAUCCGCUCUCGGCGCUCGAUCCCCUCGUCGGGGCGAGCGUCUUCCGGGACUGCGUCCAGGGCUUCUUGUGGGGAAAGACGGUCCUCCUGGCCACCCACGAGCAACUCGAGCUCGACCUGAUGGGCCGAGCCGUCCGGGUGAUCGCGAUGCACCGCCAGCCACACCGGAGCGCCCACGCGGUCGUAGUCGCCAAGCUGGGGAUCACGGCUACGUCACCGCACCAAUGGGACGAGUUGGCCCGAGUACCGAUGGCUGUGCCACCGACCACGGAAGACCGGCAGGGGAUGGAGACGGGCUACGACAACGGCAAGGGAGCGAGUGAAAAGCCGGCGGGUGGUAGCGUCUCCGGGCGGAUCUACGUGUCGUAUUUCGGGGCGAGUGGGAGCACGCUCCUCGUCGGGCUGGUCGUGUUGGCUAGUCUCCUGCACCAAUUGGCCGCCAGCGGGGGGGACUACUUUUUGGCCCGUUGGGUCAAUGCCGAGGAAAACCGGGGCCCGUGCGACAACGGGACUUGCGCAACCGACCACCACCACCGUGAGAGCUGGUACGUGUCGAUUUACGGUGGGAUAACCGUGGCCACGAUUGGGCUGUGCCUACUGCAGUCGUGGAUGUUCUUCGAGAUGAGCACGAGGAUCGCCAAAAAUCUUCACGCCAACAUGUUUGCCAGGGUCGUGGCCACGAACAUGGACUUUUUCGUGGCCAAUCCCUUGGGUCGCAUCAUCAACAGGUUUUCCAAAGACAUGAGUAUCAUUGACACGGAAGUAUCUCGGGCCAUGAUAGACGUCAUUCAGAACGCCAUACACGUGUUGGCUGCUGUCGUCGUCGUCAGUAGCGUCAACGUCUGGCUGAUCAUACCGGCAGUCUUGGUUGGCUUCUUUUUCUACUAUUUUUCCUUGUUUUUCAUCAAGACCAGCCGGAGCAUCAAACGCCUCGAAGCGAUAACGCGAUCCCCGGUCUUUGGCCACGUGAGCGACAGCCUCCAAGGAUUGACGAGCAUACGGGCGCUCGGAGCUGGAGACGCGAUGAUCGACGAGUUUGACGACCACCAGGACCUCCACUCUUCGGCUUGUUUCAUAUUUUUCUCGGGCUCCCGUGGACUCGGGAUGUACCUCGACCUCUUCUGUUGGUUUUACCUAGUCUGCGUGCUCCUCGCCCUCAUGGCGCUCGGCCGCGACGACGGGCCCACACCCGCGGGGAACAUCGGGCUCGCCAUCACCCAGUGCACGCUGCUCAUUAACAUGCUCCAGUGGGGCGUCCGGCAGUGCGCCGAGCUCGAAAACCAGAUGACGUCCGUCGAGCGAGUCCUCGAGUACUCGAGGCUGCCGCGGGAGCUGCUCGCCCCCACCGAAGAUGCUCCCCACCCCGACUGGCCCACCGACGGCCGAAUAGAGUUCAGGCGCGUCCGGCUCAGGUACGGCGACACCUCCGGCGCAGCCGCUACUGUGCUCAAGGACUUGAGCUUCACGAUUAUGCCACGAGAGAAGAUCGGCAUUGUCGGCCGGACCGGGGCCGGCAAGUCUUCCUUGAUAAACGCCCUGUUUCGAUUGGCUAGCUUCGAAGGUGAGAUCAUCAUCGACGGGCGGCCGACGAGUUCUGUCAACCUGUCCGAGCUACGCUCCAAGAUAAGCAUUAUUCCGCAAGAGCCGAUACUGUUCACGGGUAGUCUGCGCAAAAACUUGGACCCGCUCGGUGAGUACUCGGACGACGAGCUGUGGCAGGCCUUGGACGACGUGGGCAUGAGGCGAGGCCUGGACCAAGCGACCACGGGCCUCGAGACGAGGGUCGCCGAGGGCGGAUCGAAUUUCAGUGUCGGCCAGCGACAACUUUUGUGCCUAGCCCGAGCCGUACUCAGGAGGACCCGGAUCCUCGUGCUGGACGAGGCAACUGCCAAUGUCGACCCCUUCACGGACGAUCUCAUACAUAAGACGGUCAAAAAGAAAUUCGACAGCUGCACGAUCCUGACGAUUGCCCACAGAUUGCACACGGUCAUUGACAGCGACAGGCUCAUCGUCAUGGAUUCCGGCGUCAUAGUGGAGUUCGAUCAUCCAUUCAUCCUGUUGACGCAACAAAAAGGUCUUCUGUACGACAUUGUUUUCAAAUCUAACUCUGGGGCUGCCCAACGUCUUCUCAGUAUCGCGAAAUCUAGUUUCGACAAAAAAUAUCCAAGAAGCACAAAUUAGGUGCACGUGCAUACAAGUUUUGUGUGUGCCUAUAUGCACCGGUGCUUAUAGACAAAUAAAUGACAUUCGUCCAUCAUCACACUGACUAGAUUGUAUGACACCAUCUUGGGCAUUCGU
Messenger RNA from Copidosoma floridanum, 4212 nucleotides. RefSeq names its product putative multidrug resistance-associated protein lethal(2)03659. The record is from RefSeq and is a predicted model, not a curated record. Gene Ontology annotation, cellular component: membrane. NCBI's taxonomy places the organism in Eukaryota, Metazoa, Arthropoda, Insecta, Hymenoptera, Encyrtidae. Gene Ontology annotation, biological process: transmembrane transport. Gene Ontology annotation, molecular function: ATP hydrolysis activity; ATP binding; ABC-type transporter activity.